ACUGCCAGGGUCCGUGACGUCACCGAUGUAAACAGACAGACGACGGAAGCCACACGCGUCACGCGGCGGCGACGAGCACGCUACUCCCUGCCACCUCAAGGUUCCACACAAGACGCCCAAGGAAGGCCGGGAAACUCGUAGAAAUGGAAUCGUUAUUUGGAAAGGCAGUGGAGGUUACGCUGAAAAACUGGAAUCCUCUACAGUUUGCCGUAAGCCAGCAGAUGGGAGGCCACGACAGUAUAGCAAAAAGAGACUGGUUCCCUUCAGUUGUUGAAGACUUUUUCUAUAAAAAUGAGGAUCUUGACCCUGAUGAAGUAGCAGACUUCAUUUCUACUAUAAUGGACUCCGAAUUUAACACUUUAGUUGAAGAUGACUCAGAUCUAGAGGUUGCCUCAGUUCUAUGCCGCUUUUAUCGAUUGAGUGAAGCCGGGGAAAAAGAGAAAAUUCAAGAGGAGCUGGAAAAGAUGCCAAAAUAUAACCUUGAUUCAUGCGUGGUUCAAGAUACAGAGAAUGAAACAGAGGUGAGUAAAAACUGAAUAUGCAUUACUUAU
This is a messenger RNA of Penaeus chinensis, 551 nucleotides long. Its product is annotated as pre-rRNA-processing protein TSR2 homolog. The record is from RefSeq and is a predicted model, not a curated record. Gene Ontology annotation, cellular component: nucleus. Gene Ontology annotation, biological process: maturation of SSU-rRNA from tricistronic rRNA transcript (SSU-rRNA, 5.8S rRNA, LSU-rRNA). NCBI's taxonomy places the organism in Eukaryota, Metazoa, Arthropoda, Malacostraca, Decapoda, Penaeidae. The transcript has 4 exons. The coding region runs from base 144 to 536 and encodes 130 amino acids.